Messenger RNA from Macrobrachium nipponense, 2282 nucleotides. RefSeq names its product heat shock 70 kDa protein 1-like. The coding region runs from base 223 to 2154 and encodes 643 amino acids. Lineage: Eukaryota; Metazoa; Arthropoda; Malacostraca; Decapoda; Palaemonidae. Gene Ontology annotation, molecular function: ATP binding; ATP-dependent protein folding chaperone. The record is from RefSeq and is a predicted model, not a curated record. Gene Ontology annotation, cellular component: cytosol; nucleus; plasma membrane. The transcript has a single exon.
ACUGCUUCAAAUCAGAACUACACCGGCAGCCAGAGAGUUCACACACGAUAAACAGAAAUCUGAGAUAGAGAGAAUUUCUCGUGAGUUGAGUGGAAAUUUGUCUUGAGAGAGAAAGUCAUCAGAAAAAAAACUGUCUGAAGUAAAGGAAAGGAUAAUAUCUCGAGUGUCAAGUAAAGAAAGUUUACUUGAUUUCGUCUACACACUGAGACUAUUGACUUAGAAAUGGCAGCUCCAGCUAUAGGCAUCGACCUGGGAACCACCUACUCGUGCGUGGGUGUGUUUGAGAACGGCAAAGUGGAGAUCAUUGCCAACGACCAGGGAAACAGAACCACGCCCUCAUAUGUGGCCUUCAAUGACACAGAGAGACUCAUUGGAGAUGCAGCUAAGAACCAGGCAGCCAUCAACCCCACCAACACCGUCUUUGAUGCCAAGAGGUUGAUUGGCAGGAAGUUCGACGACCCCACAGUCCAGAGUGACAUCAGACAUUGGCCUUUCAAGGUUGUCAGUGAAUCUGCUAAGCCAAAGCUACAGGUGGAGUACAGGGGAGAACUCAGGACCUUCAACCCAGAGGAGAUCUCCUCCAUGGUGCUGACCAAGAUGAAGGAGACAGCAGAAGCCUACUUGGGUAAGAGAGUUUCAGACGCAGUCAUCACAGUUCCUGCUUACUUCAAUGACUCCCAGAGACAGGCUACCAAGGAUGCUGGGAUCAUUGCAGGGUUAAAUGUGCUAAGAAUCAUCAAUGAGCCUACAGCAGCUGCAAUUGCCUACGGCUUAGACAAGAAAGCUGGCCAAGGAAAGGAGCGUAAUGUACUGAUCUUCGAUUUGGGUGGUGGCACUUUUGAUGUGUCGAUUUUGAACAUUGACAACGGAGUCUUUGAAGUGAAAGCAACAGCAGGCGACACCCAUCUGGGAGGGGAAGAUUUUGACAACCGACUGGUGAAUCAUUUCAUUCAGGAAUUCCAGAGGAAGUACAAGAAAGACAUCAGUGGAAACAAACGCUCCCUAAGGCGACUGAGAACAGCUUGCGAAAGGGCCAAGCGUACUUUGUCCUCCUCAACUCAAGCCAGCGUAGAAAUUGAUUCUCUUUAUGAAGGAAUCGACUUCUAUACGUCCAUUACUCGUGCCAGGUUUGAGGAACUGUGCGCCGACCUCUUCCGCAGCACUUUGGCCCCAGUUGAGAAAGCCCUUAGGGAUGCCAAAUUAGACAAGAACAGCAUCGAUGACAUAGUCCUCGUUGGGGGUUCGACUCGUAUCCCAAAGGUGCAGAAAAUGCUCCAGGACUUCUUCAGUGGCAAGGAACUGAACAAAUCCAUCAAUCCUGACGAGGCUGUAGCCUAUGGCGCGGCUGUGCAGGGUGCCAUCCUUCGGGGAGACCAGUCAAACGCAGUCAAGGACCUUCUUCUCCUUGACGUUGCUCCUCUUUCCUUGGGUAUCGAAACGGCAGGUGGUGUCAUGACUGCACUGAUCAAGCGCAACACCACAAUUCCCACCAAACAGACGCAGGUCUUCACCACUUACUCAGACAACCAGCCUGGCGUCACCAUCCAGGUGUACGAGGGCGAAAGGGCAAUGACCAAAGAUAACAACCUCCUGGGCAAGUUCGACCUCACGGGCAUCCCUCCAGCGCCUCGGGGAGUUCCCCAGAUCGAGGUCACCUUCGACGUCGACGCCAACGGGAUACUGAACGUGUCUGCUGCAGACAAGUCCUCUGGGAAGUCGAGCAAGAUCACCAUCACCAACGACAAAGGGCGCCUGAGUAAGGAGGACAUCGAGCGCAUGGUGCAGGAGGCGGAGAAGUACGCCGCAGAAGAUGCCAAGCAGAAGGAGAGGAUCGACGCCAAGAACCAGCUGGAAUCCCUCUGUCUGAGCUUGAAGAGCACGCUGGAUGAGGAAGGCGUCUCCAACAAGCUGAACGAAGAGGAAAGGGUCAACAUGAAGCACCUUCUGGAGGAAACACUCACCUGGAUCGAUAGGAACCAGCUGGCGGAGAAAGAGGAGUUUGAGGAUCGAACGAAAAAGCUGGAAGCGAGAUGGAAGCCCCUCGCUGCCAAGAUUCACGGAGGAGCGACAGGUCAAGGGUCAAGGUCAUCCUGCAGUUCCGGUAGCAAUUCGACCUACUCUGGCAGAGGACCGGUUAUUGAAGAGGUCGACUAGGCAUAAUGUAUACAUGCAACGUUUUCUAUAUCGAGUUUCAUAAGAGAAUAUUAUUACUCAAACCCUUUUGUAUUUCAGAUCUAGUCAUUUGUAUACUAUUUUUUCUAUUUUUCUAAUAAACUUUAAAA